AUGAUUGAGGAUGCACUCCAAGUGUUCGAUGAAAUGAAGAAAGUUGGAGUUUGCCCUUCAUUAGAAACAUGGAACUGUCUUUUACUUUCUUCCAUUCAAGAAGGGUAUACGAAUCUUGUAUGGGAAUUAUAUGGUGAAAUGAUGCAAUCUGGCAUUGUUGCAGAUCUUGAUACUGCCAGUUGCUUGAUCCAAGCCUUUUGUUUGGACAGAAAUGUCACAGAAGGGUAUCAUCUUCUUCAACUAUUUUUAAACAAAGGGUAUGUUCCUCACAAAUUUGCUUUUGACAAAUUGUUAUUUGAAUUUAUACUGGAUCAAAAGUAUGACAGAGUACCCGGUCUUCUUCGCCGGAAGAUUUACUUUCCACAUGUCAAGGAUUUCAAUAACCUAUUGAUUAACAGAGACCAAGUCUACAUGAAUGGUGGGAGGGUUUUUUGGGUGAGAGGAUGGAAGGUGAUAAGCCGAUAUUAG
This is a messenger RNA of Lactuca sativa (garden lettuce), 468 nucleotides long. RefSeq names its product pentatricopeptide repeat-containing protein At5g18950-like. The record is from RefSeq and is a predicted model, not a curated record. Lineage: Eukaryota; Viridiplantae; Streptophyta; Magnoliopsida; Asterales; Asteraceae. Gene Ontology annotation, molecular function: protein binding.